CGCCCUCUGCCGCCGCCAGCCGCGCCGCCGCCCUUGCCCCGCGGCGCCGCCCCCGCCCGGCAGCCCCGGGCCCGGCGCUUCCCGCCCGGGGCGGGUCCGGCUCCGGGCCCGGGCUCGGCGCCGCCCGCCGCAGGGAGGAUGGGGCAGCCGCGGAGGCCGGCGAACGGCAGCGGCCCGGCGGCGCCAUGACCGGCGAGAAGAAGAAGAAGAAGCGGCUGAACCGCAGCGUCCUGCUGGCCAAGAAGAUCGUCAUCCGCGACGGGGCCGGCGUCUUACCUCUUUUCCAUAGCCCCCUCCGUUUUGCGGAGCAGCGGGUCGGUGGGCGACCGGACACGGAUCGGCCCUCCCGAAUUGCCGGUGGCUCUGACGUGUUGGGGGUGACGAGCGGCGGGAGUGACGUUAAGCUGUGACACAGAUACAAGAAGUGGUUCCUGCGGGGCAGAAUUGAGCCGUUUCAUCGCAGAGUCCCUAAGGCGAGGAUUGACGGGAAGAUGCGGUCGCACACGCUUAGAGAAAACACCAUGCGCCAGGGGAUCGGAGAGCCCAGCGUGUACCACGCCGUGGUGGUGAUUUUCCUGGAGUUCUUUGCCUGGGGGCUGCUGACCACCCCGAUGCUGACGGUGUUGCACCAGACGUUUCCUCAGCACACGUUCUUGAUGAACGGCCUGAUUCACGGAGUCAAGGGUCUGCUUUCCUUCCUAAGUGCCCCACUGAUCGGUGCUCUCUCUGAUGUCUGGGGCAGGAAAUCCUUCCUCCUCCUCACCGUCUUCUUCACGUGCGCACCCAUUCCCCUGAUGAAGAUCAGUCCCUGGUGGUACUUCGCCGUCAUUUCCAUGUCUGGAGUCUUUGCUGUCACCUUUUCUGUCAUCUUUGCCUACGUUGCCGAUAUCACGCAGGAGCACGAACGCAGCACGGCGUAUGGCUUGGUGUCGGCCACCUUUGCUGCCAGCCUGGUGACGAGCCCAGCCAUCGGCGCCUACCUCUCCCAAGCCUACGGCGACACGUUGGUGGUUGUGCUGGCGUCGGGCGUCGCGCUGCUGGACAUCGGGUUCAUCCUGCUGGCCGUGCCCGAGUCCCUGCCCGAGGAGAUGCGCCCGGUGUCCUGGGGAGCUCCCAUCUCCUGGGAACAAGCAGAUCCCUUCGCUUCCCUGCGGAAAGUGGGUCAGGAUUCCACAGUUCUGCUCAUCUGCAUCACCGUGUUCCUCUCGUACCUUCCCGAGGCCGGGCAGUACUCCAGCUUCUUCCUCUACCUGCGGCAGGUCAUCGGUUUUUCCUCGGAGACUGUGGCCGCUUUUAUUGGUGUGGUUGGGAUUCUCUCGAUCCUGGCUCAGACAGUGGUGUUGGGAAUUCUCAUGCGUUCGAUAGGAAACAAAAACACCAUCCUGUUGGGAUUGGGCUUCCAGAUCCUGCAGCUCGCCUGGUACGGCUUUGGAUCGCAGCCGUGGAUGAUGUGGGCAGCGGGAGCCGUGGCUGCCAUGUCCAGCAUCACCUUCCCGGCCAUCAGCGCCAUGGUGUCGAGGAACGCGGACCCCGACCAGCAGGGGGUGGUGCAGGGGAUGAUCACCGGCAUUCGGGGGCUGUGUAACGGGCUGGGGCCGGCGCUCUACGGCUUCGUCUUCUAUCUCUUCCACGUGGAGCUGAACGAAAUGGCUGAGGUGGAGACUUUGGGCAAGGCCUCCAGACCCAACAUGGCCAACCCUACGGACGAGAGCAGCAUCAUCCCGGGGCCCCCGUUCCUGUUCGGGGCCUGCUCCGUGCUGCUCUCGCUGCUGGUUGCGCUGUUCAUCCCGGAGCACAGCCUGGCGCUGCGGCCGGGCGCCCACAAGAAGCACAGCGCCGGGGCGCAGAGCCCGCACGGCCCGCAGCCCGGCGCCGCCGACGGCAAAGAGCCGCUGCUCGAGGACAGCAGCGUCUGAGGAGCCGCAGGAGCCGCUGCGGAGCCGCGACGGGCUCGGCCAGCGAGAGGACACGAGGUGCAGACUGUGCCGCAACACGGGAGGGACGGGGGUUCCCUUCUGCCAAACCGCGGUUGUGUCGUCUGGUGUGGAUGGGAACGGGAGACUCUGAAGCAAACCUUGUGCGUGGUGCGACCUGCCAAACGCUCGGCCUAAGCUGGGUCUAACGCGCCUGUGUCUGACGUGAGCUGACGGAGCUGCGGCCACGGUCAGACGCGGCGUCUGUUCGCGCCCCGUCCCCAUGUGCGUGUGGCACUUGCCGCGGGUCCCGGUGCGGCCGUGACAUGAACACGGAGCGUGCGAGGAGCAGCAUCGACGCCCACGAGCAGAUCCACGGGGUCUGGCCCAAGUGAAACUGAGACCAAAAUGAAAUAUCAACUGACUCAAUGUUCUGACGAAGAUAAGAAACAUGAAGAAGUCGCAAAUGAGACGAUGGGAAUGGGCAGCGGCAACGUGAAUUACAAAUGCUUAGAUGGUCAACAACAUUUGCGUUUCUGUUGGGAUUUUGUCGUUACACUGAGGUAACGUGUGUCUGUCGCUGCCUCCAUAGGCCUUUCUGGAACUGUCAGGUUCUUCCCUCAGAGAAAUAACUAAACUGAGCACUCUGGUACGGGCGGUUUCCCGAGGGAAAGGUACAGAAACAGCUGCUUGUCUUGAGCACUUAUUUUUCCCUAGUCUCUUGCCGUCUGAUAUUAAACCAGAUAACGACUGUAGCUUGUUUUAUCUCGGUCCAAAAGCUCCCACUGGUUAUGAUUGCAGCUGAUUUGAGCUCACAGGACUGGAUCCCACGUAGCGUUUCCGCGCCUGCCGUGAAGGCUUUUAUUUUGUUGGAAGACGGAGCUGGCGGCUCCGCGGCGGCGCUCGGCUCCGUUGGGAAGGGGCAGCAGAUGCUUGAGCCCGAGUGUUGUGAAAGGAGCUGAGACAAACGUGGUUGGUUGUAGAUCCAGAGACACGGCGGAGGGCAGGAAAUGAUUGUUCUGGUUCGAGUCGGAGCAGAGCGAUGACACCGAGCAAUCGCUGGGGCCGUAAGGACACAACGGGGAGCGCUUAAGGAAUUAGUUGUUAAGGGAACUGAGGAUAGAGUGACCAAAGCUAGAAUGGCAGAAUCAUUUUGGUUGGAGGAGCCCCUCAAGAGCAUGGAGCCCAGACCCCGAGCUGCCGCUCCCUGUGGGUACCGACAUCUGCGGACCCGGGCCACUUGUUUUACGGCUGUUCACAGGUAUCGGAGAUGGAUCUGAGUGAAGUAAUGCAGAGUUUGGUUUGCGUUGCUCCAGCCAGUGCCCAGAGCAGAUGUUCGAGGUCGCGGGGACUCACAGUGACUCCGGUUUUCCCACAUUUCUCCUAGUGACGAUGCUCCAGACCCCCAGAUGUCACUGGGAUGGUCUGUGCUGUGCGUGCCCAGCAAACCUCUCUCCCGAAGCAAACCCACUCCCCCGAACGCCCGGGCAGCAAUCCCGACCCCGUGUCCUUCACAAUAAUGCCUUUUCGUAGACUGGAGCUUGACCAAGUACAUCUGGCGACUCAUUUAUUUACACUGUAUUAAAAUGAAGUAGGUUUGUCCUUCACACACACCAAUUGAAGUGAAAUGGAACACUGAGGUACUCAGAGCUUCACAGGUAGAAUAUAGCCGAACGUGACAAAAAGACGAGCGUAAUUUAUAUGAUACAAAGUAUAUAGAGAUAUAUUUUUUAAAGUCCUUUAUUGAAUAGUCUAUUGAAACGGAUGUGUCUGGUCCCAUUCCCUCUCCCUCCUACCCUUGUCACAUUGCGAUACCCGAGUUGCCAGCGAUGCCGACGUCCCCCGGUUUGCAAGUGGUGACUGGAGGUGUUUUGGUCACUUUGUUGGCGCCUGAGCUCGGCGCCGGUGCUGCCGCUGGUUCCUGCGACUGAGGCUUUGCCACCAGCACCAAUGUCACCUAAAGGCAGGGAUGUCACCCCCCCACUGCUCUGCCUGUGCCACAGGACUUGGGCCAAGCAGCGACGGAGCCGAAAUUACCGGACCCGAAUGAAGAACGUCUCGUUCUGAAGGGCCGGGAGUUCUGGAGCGUCUGUCCGGAGCAUCCCGCUGGUUUUGCCAAUUUUUUGUUACUUUAUAUGGAAAUGCAGCUUUUUUUAAAAGAGCCUUUUCUUAAAACCCCUUUGAUCCGCUGUGUCGUGCCUGAGCCUGGCGGUUUAAUAUCAGUAUUCCCACAAUUUCCCUGCAGAGACUUAUAAAUCAGGUGGAUAACAGCAAUGCCCCCAAUAUAAAUUGGCUUAAUUGCCCAUCAGCAGUUCCGGCGUUCAUGGCAGCGGUUCAAGUGACUUGAAACUAAUUGUGUUUCUAAUUGUUGCGUUAAAAAACAACCUGCAUUAAACCAUUGCUUCCUCUUUUGCCGUCACUUUUGCAACAUCGCAACUCUUUAUGUCGCUGCUUUUCAUUCUCUUCUCCGCGCUGGUUGGGCUGCGAACGCUGGUUGCGGCUCCUCCGCUCUCCGGGUUCACCGCUGCCUGCGUUUCUGUAUCUUUUAUAAGCAAAUGAUCCAAUGUAUUUAUUUAGGUUCUGGUUGUGUUUAGGACUGGCUAAUCUCUCCUUCUGAUGGAUUAUUUAUUAAACUGCAGCUUUCCUGUUGUGUUGAA
This is a messenger RNA of Columba livia (rock pigeon), 4570 nucleotides long. Its product is annotated as hippocampus abundant transcript 1 protein. NCBI's taxonomy places the organism in Eukaryota, Metazoa, Chordata, Aves, Columbiformes, Columbidae. Bases 492 to 1916 code for a protein of 474 amino acids. Gene Ontology annotation, molecular function: transmembrane transporter activity. The record is from RefSeq and is a predicted model, not a curated record. The transcript is spliced from 14 exons. Gene Ontology annotation, cellular component: membrane. Gene Ontology annotation, biological process: transmembrane transport.